Molecule: messenger RNA, 1696 nt
Organism: Engraulis encrasicolus (European anchovy)
Lineage: Eukaryota; Metazoa; Chordata; Actinopteri; Clupeiformes; Engraulidae
Product: histone-lysine N-methyltransferase, H3 lysine-79 specific-like
Exons: 4
Coding region: 200-1165 (321 amino acids)
Source: RefSeq, a predicted model, not a curated record
UUUCGUUUUGCAUGGCAUGUUGCAGUUAGUCUCACAUGUACAGACAUAAGGGCCAUAUGCUCGUGUUUUAAUUUAUUGCUUGGUUUGUCUCUUUGGUCGAUAUUACUGUUGUGCUAAUGAGCGAAGCCGUCCUAGACAGACACACCACUUGAGUUUUGAUGAAAGGAUCUUCCACUUCAGCCGUGAAGCACUUCAACACAUGGCCAUGCAGUGGAAUAUGCUGCGCAUUCUACCCGAAACUGAUCGUCAUCAAACGCAAAGGACCCAUGAUGACACCGCCAGAUUGAUCGCUUGGCGUGCAAGCAAUGCUGCGAUAUUCUCUGGCAGGAGGUUGUCUGCCAUCAGGGGUUACCAGUUGUUUGUGAAGGAGUGUGGUCUCGAAGGGAUAGUGUCCCCUACAUAUGUCAAGAAGAAAUGGGAAAACCUCAAGCAAAAAUAUGUGAGCCUGAAAAGAACAGCACAGGAGAAUGGCACCGACCCUGCAGCUGAGAGCUGGAGGUGGUACACCAACAUGGAGGAGGCGCUCGGUGGCCGCAUCCCAGAGUUCAAACAGUCCUACAACCUGAAACUGCCCUCGGUCUUCAUCUCCACCGCCCAGAACGAGAUGGUUCACUCUCUGGAACUCACGGUUGACCCCCAGUCCCCCACUCCUCCUCCACACCCUCUUCCUCCUCCUCCUGAUGCACCACAACACCACAAUACCUCGUCGCUCCCUCCCCCACCCAGCAAGAGGCAGAGGACAGACACUACAGACGUCAUGCUAGAGUUCCUGACCAAGCAGGAGGAGCGGGACCAGCAGAGGGACAUCGAGUGGAUGCAGCGAGAGGAGAUGAGGGAGAACGAGGCGCUGGAGAGGGAGGAGCAGCGCGAGAGCGAAGCGGUGGAGAGAGAGGAGCGCAGGGAGCGGGAAGCCAUCGCCAGGGAGGCUCGGAGGGAGAGGGAGGCCAUCGAACGAGAAGGGCGCAGGGAGAAGGAGGCCACCGAGAGGGAGGGGCGGAGGGAGAGGGAGACCAGGGAGAGGGAGGAGGCACGGGAGCGAGAGUACAGAGAGCGGGAGGAGAGACGGGAACGAGAAUUCCAAGACAGACUCGAUAGGAUGGAGACAGUGUUUAGAGAGAGGGAAGACCGGCUGCUCUCUAUUCUAGAGAAAUUGGUGAAUAAAUGAGUGCGCGUUCCAGCGAGAACUCAUGUACGCGGACUUCCAAAAAGCAAGCGGCCAUGUGAUGGAAUCACCCUGUUCAUGACUAAAUUAUUCUUUUAUGGAAGAUGUGUUCACCUGGCUGCCUGCACACACUCAGCACCAUUGUGGAUUUGAGAGGUUGUGCUAUGCUUGUGGUGGACCAGUUGGUGGCCUUAAUAGCUUAAAUCAUGGUGCUCGGUACCAAGAGGUGAAUGCAGUUCAGAAGCGCAGGCCUUGUUUAUUUGGGUAUGAUCUUAAGGUAACAUGCCGUCAACAUCUGUGUAGUGUUAGAUUAUAGGCUUAGUAAUCUUGUGUAGUACUCCUGGACCCUGUACUGUUAAACACUGGUGGAAAAAAUAAUUUCUUUUCCCUCUUAGUACAAAACAAAGUGUGCUGGAUAUUGUGUUGUUUAAGACUGGACAAUAAAUGUUCAUCAGCAAAAAGUGGUUUUAUUUUACUGAAGUUGUGGUGGAAUGUCUUUGAAAUUGUCUGAUUUGAAAUUAACUAAUUCUAAGA